AUGGAAUCCGUCCGUGUUCUCCUCGCCCUGGCGGCUCAGGAUGGAUGGCGCGUGCACCACAUGGACGUGAAGUCCGCUUUCCUCAACGGCGACCUCAAGGAGGUGUACGUGCGGCAGCCAUCAGGCUUUGCCGUUCCCGGAGAAGAAGGCAAGGUGUACCGCCUGCGCAAGGCGCUGUACGGGCUCAGGCAGGCGCCGCGGGCCUGGAACGCGAAGCUGGAUGCGACGCUCAAGGAGAUGGGCUUCCAGCAGAGCGUGCACGAGGCGGCGAUGUACCGGCGGGGCAGUAGGCGCUCUGUCCUGCUGGUUGGGGUCUACGUCGACGACCUCGUCAUUGCCGGCGCUGAUGCGGAGGAGGUGGAGGAGUUCAUGGCGGCCAUGAAGCAGAGAUUCGACAUGAGCGAUCUCGGGCUCCUGAGCUUCUACCUCGGCAUCGAGGUGCGCCAAAGCGCCAGCGGCAUCUCUCUGUCCCAGGCACACUACGCCAAGAGGAUCCUCGAGCUCGGCGACAUGGUGGGCUGCAACUCCGUCCACACGCCCAUGGAGGAGAAGCUCAAGCUCAGUCGCGAGAGCGAGGCUGAGGAGGUCGACGUCACACACUACCGGCGGCUGGUGGGGAGUCUCCGGUACCUAGUGCACACCCGGCCGGACCUUGCGUUCGCGGUCGGGUACAUGAGCCGGUUCAUGGAGCGGCCUACGGCGGAGCACUUGCAGGCCGUCAAACGCAUCCUUCGCUACGUGGCUGGGACGCUGGACUACGGUCUGGUCUACAAGCGCAUCCCCGGCACGGCGAGCUUCGUCGCUACUGCGACAAAGGUGGUGGCGCUUUCGAGCUGCGAGGCAGAGUACAUCGCCGCCGCUUCUGCAGCAACUCAAGCAUUGUGGCUGUCCAGGCUGCUCGGGGAGCUGCUGGGCAGUAAGGUGGAUGUGGUGGAGCUCAAGGUGGACAACAAGUCUGCCCUUGCGCUGGCCAAGAACCCCGUCUUCCAUGGCAGGAGCAAGCACAUCAGGAUCAAGUACCACUUCAUCAAGGAUUGCCUGGAGGAUGGGAGCAUCAAGGCUAUUCCUAGUCACUCAACAAGGCGGGCUAUAUUUGACCACUAUGUUCGCACACGUGCUGAAGAGGAGCGGAAGGAGAAAAGAGCUGCCCAGAAGGCUGCAGUAGAGGCGUAUAAAGAAUUACUGGAAGAAGCAUCCGAGGACAUCAACGAGAAAACAGCCUAUCCGGAUUUCAAAAGAAAAUGGGGUGCUGAUUCUCGGUUUGAAGCCUUGGACCGAAAGGAAAGGGAGGCUCUUUUUAAUGAGAAGGUGAAGGCUAUUCAAGAAAAAGUCCAAUCAAUGCGCAAAGCUGUCAUUGCUGACUUCAAAUCAAUGCUUCGAGAAAGUAAAGAUAUAACUUCAGCUAGCCGAUGGACAAAAGUGAAAGAAAAUUUCCGGAGUGAUCCAAGGUACAAAGCCACAAAGCAUGAAGAGAGGGAAACUAUAUUUAACGAAUACAUAGCGGAACUAAAAUCUGCUGAACAGGAAGUAGAACAAGCUGCCAAGGCCAAAGUGGAUGAGCAAGCCAAAUUAAAGGAGAGGGAACGUGAAACACGCAAAAGGAAAGAAAGGGAGGAACAGGAAAUGGAGAGAGUAAAAAUGAAGAUCCGAAGAAAAGAGGCUGUGUCAUCAUACCAAGCUUUGCUUGUUGAAAUGAUUAAGGAUCCCAAGGUAUCAUGGACAGAAUCCAAACCGAAGCUUGAAAAGGAUCCGCAAGGUCGCGCUCUAAAUCCAGACUUAGGCCAAGGCGAUGCAGAAAAGUUAUUUCGUGACCAUGUCAAGGACCUAUAUGAGCGGUGUGUACGUGAUUUCCGGGCACUUCUAUCUGAGGUUAUCACUCCAGAGGUAGCAGCACGGCCAACAGACGAGGGGAAGACUGCAAUCAACUCUUGGAGUGAAGCAAAAUGUCUUCUAAGAUCUGAUCCAAGGUACAACAAACUGGCGAGUAAAGACAGAGAGUCUAUUUGGCGGCGCUAUGCUGAUGACUUGACGAGGAAACUCAAACAAUCAGACAUGAAGGAGAAGGAUAAAUCGGAUACAGAUGGGAAGCCACGAAGGUCAUCUGACACGAAGCAGGAGAAAUCAGAUACUGAUGGGAAGCAACGUAGGUCCUCUGAUCCACCUAGGCGCAGUGCCUGCGCCUGGAGUAUCUUGGUUCCUGGAUCUGUAGACAAGAUCAGCAAUCUCUGUUGCGGGCGUGAUCUUGGCGCAAUGUGGAUGGAUGGUGGAAGUUGCUCAAAGCUUAUGCAAGUGGUGUCGUGGGCAAGGACAUCGUUAUUGCUACUUAUUACUUUCUAAUUUUCCGCUGCAUUUUACCUCUGACUAUAGGAAAACUUGAUAGGAUAUCCACCUAAUUUUAGAAUAGAUCUUAGUUUGUAAAGAAAGUUUAAUGGCUGAAAACACUUAUGUAUAGUUGCUCAUGUUAUAGUUAAAUUCAUGAGUUUUGUAAA
Messenger RNA from Panicum virgatum (switchgrass), 2489 nucleotides. RefSeq lists its product as uncharacterized. The record is from RefSeq and is a predicted model, not a curated record. Gene Ontology annotation, molecular function: transcription coregulator activity; RNA polymerase binding. The transcript has 10 exons. Lineage: Eukaryota; Viridiplantae; Streptophyta; Magnoliopsida; Poales; Poaceae. Gene Ontology annotation, cellular component: nucleus. Bases 1 to 2337 code for a protein of 778 amino acids.